ACAGAAAAAGAAAGAGUUCAUUAGGGCUUCCUGUUUGUUUCCACCCUGCCUAUUUCCCUGGGCGAUGAGUUCUCCUUCGAGCGAUCAAGGUGACGGGAAUCCGGGGCUGAAGCUGGAAGCUGUGAUUCAGAGGUUAGAGGACACGGUUCUAAGCCCCGAAGCCAGCAGAGAAGACAAAAGUCUCACGGUCCGAGGGGAGGGAGGGCGUGCCCCGCCCACUUCUGUGCCUGCCAGGAUUCGUCAGAUCGUCACGGGAAGCCUGGUCGAGCACCCAUUCCAAGGUCUGUGGGAAGCCUCUUCUCCAGCCAACAUGCAAGAAGAAAACCAGCUGCUGCAGAGAGAGUUGUCCCGGCUAGAGGAUAUGCUUGCCCAGACCCGAGCAGAGAAGGAUGAACUGGCAAGCAAGUACCACGCUGUGAGUGAGAGGCUGGAGAAGGCGCUGAGACUGGAAGUGGGUCAGCGGGAAGGAGAAAGCAGUCCAGCAGUUUGGGAAAUGAAGCGCAGAUUUGAGGAAGAAGAGAAGAAAUACAAAUACAAAUUACAGGUUUACCAGGAGGGGCAGCAACGACAGGCUCAGCUGGUUCAAAGACUGCAGAGCAAGGUACUACAGUACAAGAAGAGAUAUGGAGAAAUGGAGCAGCAGCUACUGGAGAACACAUCCAGAUGUGAGCACCAGAAACUGAUGCUGCAGACCCGGCUGGAGGCAGCGGAGUCCCGAUUACGCCAAUCUGAGCACGAGCUCAGCAGUGACAUGGAGAAUGCCCUUACGUGCCUUGAGGAGGAGGAACAGAGGAGCACCAGCUUUGCCCAGGUGAACUCACUUCUGCGGGAGCAACUGGAACACAUGAAUAACUCCAACCAGAGGCUGGCAGGAGAACUGGAGAAGAUGACGACAGAGGUGCACAGGCUUAGGAGAGAAGUGGCCCUGAAGGAGUCCCGAUGGCAGAAGGAGAAAGAGACCUACAGCACAUACUUGAGUAAUGAGCACGGCGGAAUCCUCAUCCUCUGGCGUCAGGCAGCCGCACUCCGCAGUCACUUUGCAGAGCUCCAGGCUGAAGCGGAGAGCGGUCUGAUGGACAUGAGAACGGAGGUGGCGAGGACUGCCCGCCGCAUCCAGACUGCCUGCCUGAACCUGGACUCCAACCAGCGCCUUUCGGAGAAUGGAGCCGCCUGCUCCCUGGAGAAACGGGCCCUGCAGGAGGCACGUCUGGAACAACAACUCCGGGACAAAGUGCGGGAGAUGAUUCAGUUCCAGAGCCGCUGGGAUCGGGAGAAAGUAGAGCUCAACUCCAGGAUCACUGAACUGACUGCUCUUGGAGAGAAGCUUAAAGAACAAAAUGCCCAGAAAGAGAAGACCAUUUCAUCCUUAAAACUGGACAUUCAGAAACUGGAAUCCAAUAAAACUGGAGGUCUGUUAGAAGUGGAGGACUUGAAAGAUGAAAGUGAAUCUUUGCAGCGAAUUUUGCACGGCAUUACUAAGUUAGCUUUAGCUGAUGCCGAAAGCUUAGAACCCUCCUCACUGGGGAGCGUCGGAGUUGCACUCGAUGAAGACUCCGGAAGACAACCGUCCCCUUUGCACUUUGGUUCAUCCCAUCGCCGCCGGACAUCCCCCAGCCGGGCCCACUCCCCCUUACACCACGAAGCAGCUCUGCAGGCUGUGAAAAGAGCCUUCCAAAAGAGACGGCAGCGAGAACAGGUUAGAAACGCUUCUAGCUCACUUUCCUUCAUGCGCUUAACACGCGCAUAUUGAUGGAAAUUGUCUCCCUUCAAACCUUGCUUCCCAGUGAAUCCAGUCCAAGAUGAUAAAAUUUCAC
Messenger RNA from Ornithorhynchus anatinus (platypus), 1814 nucleotides. RefSeq names its product rootletin-like. The record is from RefSeq and is a predicted model, not a curated record. Bases 65 to 1750 code for a protein of 561 amino acids. The transcript has 12 exons. Lineage: Eukaryota; Metazoa; Chordata; Mammalia; Monotremata; Ornithorhynchidae.